GUUUGUUAAUUUUUGCAUGUACACAUAAAUGACAUUUAAUAAUAGCACCUUAGUAUCAUGCUCUGUGUUAGUGGUUAGUACAGUUGAAAUCACAUGUUGUCAGUUGUGGAAGUGGAAUCUGGUGUAAGCAAGUAGAGUUAUCUUACAAUUCAAACAAUGAGCAAGUGAUUUAGAAUAGAAAGGUUAUUGAAAUCACAGAUCAUGGGUAGACUCAUUCAAAUAUGUUAGGACUUAUUCUUACAUACAAGCAAUGGUGUAAUGAUUGGGUCUGCUUUUUAACAGUACUCACUGGUAUGUUGUCUUGUGCAGGUCGCCUUACAAUUUCCUAAUGAUCUGUUGGCAGAUUCAUCUGCCCUGGCUCAUGUUAUUGAGCAAGAAACAAGAGCAAAGAUGUUUGUUUUAGCAGACACAUCAUAUGGCAGUACAUGUAUAGAUGAAAUUGCUGCUCAACAUGUUAAUGCUGAUUGUCUUAUCCACUUUGGUCAAUUUACACUAGUUCCAUCUGACCAUCUUCCAGUGCUUUGUGUGUUUGGCCGUGAGCUAGUUGAUUGUAGUGACUGUGUCUUGAAAUUCAGAUUGCUUUUUCCGGAUUUGCUGAGUCAUGUUCUUCUCAUAACUAACGUGACAUACUAUCAUGCUCAAGAAAGCAUAGCCAGUCAGCUUAUCGCAGACUACCCCAAUCUUGUAUUAUCAGUUAUUGAUGAAGCAGUUCUUGAUACUGGUAAAAGUACUGCUGUGCUUGAUGACAGCAAGAACAAUAUUGUGACUCAGCAGGCUGUAGAAUUACAAUCUGACGAAACCCAUGACAAAGUGGGAAACAGCUCUGCUCAGGGCUACUGGUGUCAGAACUUGUUUGGUCGAAAGUUUCAACUUGCAGAAGGGCGGUUGCUGUCAGACUACUGUAUAUUUUUUAUUGGUCAUGAGGGAGCUGUGUUGAAUAAUUUCAUGAUGUGUCUCAACAAGUGCCAGUUCUACUCAUACAAUCCAGUGUCUUUCAUUGGACAGCAAGAGUCUCCAAAUAUCAAUCGAUCACUAAUGCAAAGGUAUUAUUUUAUACAGAAAGUAAAAGAUGCCAAAGUAAUAGGAAUCAUUGUAGGAACAUUAGCAUUAGGAAAUAUUUUGGCGAUUAUUGAGAGGUUGAGUCGUGUCAUAAAGAACGCAGGAAAGAAGUCUUAUCUAUUUGUGGUUGGAAAAUUAAAUCCUGCCAAGUUGGCUAAUUUCAUGGAGAUCGAUGUGUUUGUACUUGUUGCUGCUCCAGAAAGCAGCUUACUUGAUUUACAGGAAUUUUAUCAACCAGUUGUCACACCCUAUGAACUAGAAAUGGCAUGCAUUCGGUGUCGUCAAUGGACAGGCGAGUUUAUCACAGAUUAUAGAGAACUCCUCCCAGGAGGUGCUAGUCACGUGAGUAUCGACUGCCAAGCAGAUGAAGACAUCAAACCCGAGUAUUCAUUUAUUACAGGCUCAUUGAAAUCAAUGGCAGUCACCAAAAACAUUCUUGAUGAUGAGUCUCAAGCUCUUGUUGAGAGAGAUCCAAUGGAGGUAGCAACAAUGAAAUCAACAGCUCAAUUUCUCAAUAGCAAAGUAUGGAAAGGAUUAGAACAGAGACUAGGAGAUACACCACUAAGUUCAGCAGUAGAGGGACGGAAAGGCAUUGCCAUUGCUUAUGAAGAUGAGCCACAAACAUGACUUUCAGCUUGUUU
Messenger RNA from Corticium candelabrum, 1700 nucleotides. Its product is annotated as 2-(3-amino-3-carboxypropyl)histidine synthase subunit 2-like. Gene Ontology annotation, biological process: protein histidyl modification to diphthamide. Lineage: Eukaryota; Metazoa; Porifera; Homoscleromorpha; Homosclerophorida; Plakinidae. The record is from RefSeq and is a predicted model, not a curated record. The coding region runs from base 391 to 1686 and encodes 431 amino acids. Gene Ontology annotation, molecular function: 2-(3-amino-3-carboxypropyl)histidine synthase activity. The transcript has 12 exons.